Bombus pyrosoma is the source of this 2904-nucleotide messenger RNA. It is a transcript of the gene Cad96Cb, whose product is annotated as protocadherin-like wing polarity protein stan. Gene Ontology annotation, biological process: homophilic cell-cell adhesion. NCBI's taxonomy places the organism in Eukaryota, Metazoa, Arthropoda, Insecta, Hymenoptera, Apidae. Bases 224 to 2722 code for a protein of 832 amino acids. The transcript is spliced from 18 exons. The record is from RefSeq and is a predicted model, not a curated record. Gene Ontology annotation, molecular function: calcium ion binding. Gene Ontology annotation, cellular component: plasma membrane.
UUUGAAAACGUUAUGUUGACUACAGUGAAUUGUUAGUGAAGAACGAUGAUGAUUUGAGAGGAAUGCUCGCUGCCAAUCGUUGAUACGCGAAACAAGCGAGACGGAAUUGGAAGUUUGAGUGGUAGAGAGUGAAAUAGUGCCACUGCUGAUUCUGAUCGUCUAAUAGGAUUCUUGUGAUGCAUCGGCCGUUGCCUGGAUCGGUGAAGGAUGUCCUUGGAUCGCCAUGAAACACAACAUUCUGAAGAUCCUGCCUAUCCUCUUUUGCACGUUGCAUUUACACACCGGACAAUUGAUCCGUGAUGCGAGAUGUUUUCUGGAAAACGGUGCCACCGCCGCACAUCUUUUCGUCAGCGAAGAUUUGCCGGUCGGUGACACCGUGGGUGUACUCGGAGUACUGGGUGAUCCUGGACCACAGGGUGACAUCGAACUCAGACUCCAGGAGCACGAUAGUCCAGUAACUUUCUCAGCGUAUUCGAAGAAUCUAACUCUUAUCAGGCCACUAGAUAAAGAAGGCAUUGAUGGUCCUGCCAGCGUUUACGUGAACGUAAUUUGCGAACGGAAACAUACAUUAGAUCCUGGUUUCGUGAUACCAGUCAAUAUUCGCGUAACUGAUGCCAAUGAUAAUGCACCUCAAUUUGUAAAUGCGCCUUACGUUCUAAAUAUCUCUGAGGUCACGGUAGUUGGCACGAGGGUUCUUCAAGGUGUGAGAGCCGUGGAUGCUGACCAACCAGGGCCAUUUUCUACUGUACAAUAUGCCGUUUUGCCUGGACCGCAUUCGGAUUACUUCGUGUUCGUGAAUGCUUUGGAAGGCACCCUAGUUCUAAGGAAACCGCUAGAUUAUGAAACUCUUGCCAAUUUUUCCGUCGAUAUCCGUGCACAGGACCAGGGUAAUCCGCCCAAAUCAUCAACUACAACCCUCUAUGUUAAUGUUAUCGACGCGGAUGACCAAAAUCCUGCCUUCCAAAAUGACCAAUACAAAAUUCUCAUCCCUCGGAAUAUUAAAACGAGAAGGAUACUGAAAGUUGAUCCAGCGCCAAUAAAAGCGGUAGAUCAGGAUGUAGGAAUUAAUGCUCCGGUUCAGUAUACGAUUCAAGGAGGAAUUCUACCGUUCCUCACACUGAAUCCGGAAACAGCUGAAGUCGCCAUAACACGACCAUUAUACGAGCAUGAACUUUUAUCACCAGCAACUAUCGUGGCGAAGGCUACGCAGAUAGAUAAUCCAGAUAAAUAUGCUCUUUCCACUAUAGUCGUUUCUCGAGAGUCGGAUUGGAACGUGGAACCCACUGCUGGUGGCAGAUUACCAGUGAGAUUCAUACGAAAAGAUCAUCAAACUAGUAUUCCAGAAAAUACCCCUCCAGGAAGCGUUUUAUUAACGACAGGAGUGAAUAAAGUAGAUUCAAAUUUAAGAUUCUGGCUUGUGGGAGCGAUUGAAGAUCUGGAAAGAUUCUCCAUCACUAAUUCCGGUGAAUUGAUUUUAAAAGGCACUCUCGAUUACGAGAGGAGGGUCCAGCAUAGUUUUUUGGUUCGUGUCACUGACGGCCAUCAUAACGACACCUCACGCGUCAAUGUUUCUGUUGAGGAUGUAAAUGAAUGGGAACCCAGGUUUCGUCAUCCCAGGUACGAAUUUCACGCCGCAACUUUGAGAGAAGGAUCCAUAGUCGGAAAAUUGGAAGCUGCUGAUGGUGACAGAGACGACAAAGUUAGUCUAUCUCUUAGAGGUCCAGAUGCAAGGUCCUUCGAGAUACGUGAUAAUGGAGAAUUAAUUCUCAGAUCAGCAACAACCAUUAAUGGUACUUUGGCCAGGUUAGUGGCUGUGGCCUCUGAUUCUGGUCGUCCCCCCAGGUCUAGUAUGAUCCCAGUGAUCGUGCAUAUACCAAAUAGUGGCUCGUUGCCAAUUGCUGCGAGAGCUGCACCUGCUUGGUUGGGCAGCAGUGUUCUCCUGGUUGCUGUUUUUGGCGCUGUUUUGGGUCUACUUGGUGUUAUAAUACUUGUUUUAAUUUUGUACAUAUAUAAAAAUAAAAGGCCAAAAGCCAGUGGCUCAGUAAGUUCAGUAGGAACUGGUUACAGAGAAAAAUCGCCAGUUCCCUCUGCUCUGAGCCCGACUCCUCAAGUACUCGGAGCAAAUAUGCUUCAAGAUGCCUUGGAAGCACCUCGAAGAGGAAAUCGAAACGAGAACGCGCGCAAUAUCGAUGAAAACGACGAAGACGCUGAUACUGGAGACGACCUAGAGGAGGAUGAUCAUGUUGAUCAAGAGAUCGUAGACGACAGUAACAAUAGUGAAUCUCGAGAAGUCAAGAAUGAUAACAAUGACGUCGAGAAUCCGGUUUUUGCAGCGAGGAACUACAAUGCCACUAUUAAAAGUGUAACAUCGGCUAGACAACUGCCUCUUUACGCAAGACAUAAGGUGGCUCCAGCUCCAAAUCCUCCAGGUUUAUCAGCAACGUCCAACAUCCCCAAUAUCGGCGGUUUAGUUCAGAACAUGAACGACUUAAGUUUAAAAACUAAUCUAAAUGCUGACUCUUGCAAAUCUUCCAAUUAUUCCGGAGAUCUCCCAGAUUCUUUGGUACCUGCGUGGCCAGCUUGCUCCGUUUCACAGAGAGUCAAAAAAUUAUCGUGGGACGAUGACGAUAGGACAGUGGAUAGCGUAGAAGUGGCAGCAGAAACAAUGUCCAGAAACAGUCAGGUCGGAAACGAACGACUUAAUCUCACCGUGUACUUUUAAUCGCGCGAAAAAUGAAAGACUGAGAAAUAAAAUGGUUUCAAUUACUCCAUCGUCUGUCAAACGAAAAAAUUACCGAUAGACCACUUCGAUAAAUAAUUUCUUUAUAAAUAGACACUAUUAAAAUGCGCUAUAUAAUUGCCAGAUACUGAAUCAAUUCAAAUAGAAUGUACAUACAAAAUGUA